UGUCAACUUUUUACAAGCAAACUCAGAGUCUAUUGAACCCUCUGUAGAAAAUGACAGACCCUGAGAAAUGCUGGCCUGGUGGUAUUCCUUUACAUAUUCGAUGUCAAGAUAAUCCAGUCCUCGGUAUAGAUGCCUUUAAAGAGGAGGUGAAGGGCUGGCAACUGUUUCUUGAGGAAAACGCGACGCCCUGUGACGGCAGUAGCCAGGAACAGACCUCUAGAAUAACCAGGCGGCGUCAGCUCGUUAAAGAAUGGGCCACCAUGAGCCAGGAUACCCGUGACUCCUACUAGUAAAGGGCACAAUUACGUCCUAGCGAUGGGUGGUUUCCAGCAGAACUGGCUAGUACCGGCCAGAACAUCCAACAGUCUGAUUGGUGCAGUCUCAUCGUCCCGGAGCCGAUCAGUCCGCGGAACCGCGCCCUUUGGACGAAGAUAGUGCUUAUGUUGUAUCACUUUGACGGCCCACGGGGCACUCUAUUUGGAGGCGACACAUCUACUGCUAUAGUCCGACCUAAUUGUGCUGGUCCAACCCUGUGACCGUCGAAGGUUUUAGUACCUGGAGCUACGUUGAGCCGACUGUAUUUGAGAAUAUGGCCAUGACGUCGAUAGGCACGGUGGUGUUCCACUACUGGAACUCGGGUGUCUUCCUUGCUGACCAGGAGACGCUCGACACGGGAAGCUUGCUGUUGUGCGAGUUCUAUAAUAAUGGAGGGCUUAGAGCUAGCGCCCGCGUCUGGCCUAUGUUCACGGAGGACCUCUAUAACUUUAUCGUGGGACUAGGAAAACCUGUAUCUAGCCUUAUUAAGCAUAACGGAUGGAUUAACGCGAAUGCUCUAACAGUCUUCUGGUAG
Pseudogymnoascus verrucosus is the source of this 850-nucleotide messenger RNA. RefSeq lists its product as uncharacterized. The coding region runs from base 590 to 850 and encodes 86 amino acids. The record is from RefSeq and is a predicted model, not a curated record. The transcript is spliced from 3 exons. Lineage: Eukaryota; Fungi; Ascomycota; Leotiomycetes; Thelebolales; Thelebolaceae.